Molecule: messenger RNA, 4019 nt
Organism: Cynocephalus volans (Philippine flying lemur)
Lineage: Eukaryota; Metazoa; Chordata; Mammalia; Dermoptera; Cynocephalidae
Gene: SGO2
Product: shugoshin 2
Exons: 9
Coding region: 62-3856 (1264 amino acids)
Biological process (GO): meiotic sister chromatid cohesion
Cellular component (GO): chromosome, centromeric region; kinetochore
Source: RefSeq, a predicted model, not a curated record
AGAAGUGAUGGAAGACUGGGGAGGACUGAGAACUUGAACUGGGUCUUCCUGGUGUACAGUGAUGGAGUGCCCAGUGAUAGAAACUGGCUCGCUUUUUACCUCAGGAAUUAAGAGACAUGCAAAAGACAAAAGAAUUUCAAAGACUGCUAAGCUGAAUGUUUCUCUUGCUUCAAAAAUCAAAACAAAAAUAUUAAACAAUUCUUCUAUUUUCAAAAUUUCUUUGAAGCACAACAACAGGGCAUUAGCUCAGGCUCUUAGUAGAGAGAAAGAGAAUUCUCGAAGAGUUACAACUGAAAAGAUGGUACUGCAAAAAGAAGUGGAGAAACUGAAUUUUGAGAACACAUUUCUUCGCCUAAAGCUAAAUAACUUGAAUAAGAAGCUUAUAGAAAUAGAAGCACUCAUGAGCAAUAGCUUGAUAACUGCAAUUGAAAUGAGCAGUCUUUCUGAGUUCAAUCAGAGUCCCUUUCUACUGCCAGCUAGCAAGAAGAAACGGAUUAGUAAACAGUGCAAGUUGACACGUCUUCCAUUUGCAAGGGUUCCAUUAACUUCAAAUGAUGAUGAUGAUGAUGAUAAAGAGAAAGAGAAAAAGCAAUGUGACAACAAUAUUAUAUCAAGGACAUCACCUGAUAUUCCCUCUUCAAUAGCAACAAGACAACCUUUAUCAACUCAGUCUAAUUUGGAAGUGUUAUUUCUUAAAGAAAAUAAUCAGAAUAUGUAUGGUUUAGAUGAUUCAGAACAUAUUUCUUCUAUUGUUGAUGUACUUCCCAAAGAAAUCCAUUCUCACUCAGACCAGAGUUCUAAGAGUUCUCUAAUAAGUGAGAUGAGAAAUGCCCCACCUAUGGGCCAUGAAAAGGAGAGACCAUCUUCUAGUAAUGUGACUGAACGGAAAAAGCGAGGGUCAUCUUGGGAGUCAAAUAAUCCUUCUGCAGACAUUCCCUGUGCAACAGAUUUAGAUCAACAAUGGGUUUCAAGUCCACAAUUAAAGUGGAAUGAUGAAAUAAAUGAUUGUACUAAUGAAACAAAUAUUAAAAUGCAAAGAAAUAGUCCAUGCCUUCCUGGCUUAUCUUCUGAGUCUGCCAGUAAACCUAAUGCAGAGUGUGUGAAUCAAGUUCAGGGUAAUGACAAUGUUGACUUUCAACUGCAGAAAACUGUGUAUGAUGCUGACAUGGAUUUAACUGCAAGUGAAGUAAGCAAAAUUGUUACAGUUUCAACGGGCAUUAAAAAUAAAAGUAAUAAAAAACUGAAUGAUUGUGAAAUAAAAACUUUCAGAAAAGUGAAAGAUUCAGGCUCUGAAAAAAAGAAAGAAAGAUCAAAGAGACAAUUUAAAAAUAGUUCAGAUGUGAAUAUUGAGGAAAAGACUGAAAAUAGUCCAGAAAGAAGAUCUGUUGUUUUGGAUGGCAGAAAGGAUUCAGAAGAUCCAAAUCUUAUUUCCAAUACUGGACAGAUGACUCAGGUGAGCAUACUGAAUAAAAUAACCCUUCGUAAUGGCUUUGAUGAAUAUGACAGACAAAAUAUACAGUAUAAUAAAAAGAAAAAAAGAAUACAUGUUGCAAGUGAGCAAGAGGAAGCAUACCCUUUCUCCCAAAGUUCAGAUAAAUUUCAGCAGGAGAGUAAAUUUGAUAUGGGUCAAAAUUCCCUCCCUUGCAAUAAAAGUAAAGCUUCUAGACAGACAUUUGUGAUUCAUAAGUUAGAAAACCAUAGCUUAUUCGCAAACCAAAAUGAUAGGGAAACCAUUUCUGAAAACCUGGAAGUCACAAAUGAAUUUCAAACAGCUGAUCUUUCCACCAAAGAUAAUGGAAAUUUAUGUGAUUAUGAGACCCAAAAUAUAUUGGAUUUGAAAAAGCAUGUCACUGAUACGCAACCUACGCAGAAAAAUGAAUCAAAAAUAAAUAAGCUUAGGCAGAAAGUUAAUCGGAAGACAGAAAUAAUUUCUAAAGUGAGCCAAAUAUAUGAAGAUAAUGGCAAAGAUUUGCAUGGCCCAGAAAAAAGUAACUUUUUCUUUCAAACCCAAGAGGAUAAAGAAACCAUCUCUGGAAACCUUGAAGUUUCAAAAGACUUUCAAAUACCUGCUGUUCUCACCAGGGGUAAUGGAAACCCUUGUGAGAUCCAGAAUGUGUUGGGUUUGCAAAAGCAGGUCAUCGAUGUAUACCCUGUUCAGCAAAACGAAUCAAAAGUUAAUAAGAAGCUUAGGCAGAAAGUAAAUCGGAAGACAGAAAUAAUUUUUGAAGUGAGUCAUUUAGAAAAUGACAAAAGUGUGCAUUACCCAGAAAAGGGUAACUCUUUCUUCCUAACCCGAAAGAUUAAAGAAAUCAUCCCUGGAAACCUAGAAGACUCAAGUGAAUUUCAAACACCUGCUCUUUCUACCAAAGAUAGUGGAAACCUAUGUGAUUAUGAGACUCAAAAUGUUUUGGGGAUGAAAGAACAUGUUCAUGAUAUGCAACCUACUUGUCAAAAUGAUUUGAAAAUAGAUAAAAAGCUUAGACAAAAGGCAUAUCGAAAGACAGAAAUAAUUUCUGAAAUCAACCAAAUUUGUGAGAACGAUGAUGAAGGUAUACAUGAAGUAGAAAAAGGUAACUUCUUUUCUUUAAUCCAAAAGGAUAAAGAAAUCAUUUCUGAAAAUCUACAAGUCACAAAUGAAUUUCAAACAGCCGAUCUCCCCACCAAAGAUAAUGAAAAUUUAUGUGAUUAUGAGACCCAGAAUAUAUUGGAUUUGGAAAAGCAUGUCACUGAUACGCAGCCUGCUGAGCAAAACGAAUCCAAAGUAAAUAAGAAGCUUCGGCAGAAAGUAAAUCAGAAGACAGAAAUAGUUUCUGAAAUGAACCAGAUAUAUGAGGAUAAUGAUAAAGGUGUUCAUGGCCUAGAAAGCUAUACAAAAGAUCUUCAUUUUAAAAUAAAUAAAUCUAAACAAAGACUUGAGUGCCAAGGCAUUAUUAGCGGAUACUAUACAGAAAUCAACAAUAAUGAAAAGGAAAGUUGUGAUCAAAUCCCAAAUCCUUAUAAACUAGCGAAAAAGCAUAAGAAAGAAUCAUCAAGCAAAGCAAAGAACAUUUUGACAAAAAUUAAGAACAAACCUAUUUUGCAGUUAACAGAUUCUUCACAGACAUCUAUCUCUUUAGAAUCUGGUUUUAAACAUGUUACUAAAGAAACAGAUUCUGAUCCUGGAAACCAAACUGAACUACCUAAGAAUCAGAAGCGGAGCACUACAACUCUCAGUAAAAAAGGAGAUCUCCCCUUUGUGGAAGUGGUCAAAGAAGGAGAGUGCCAGGUCAAGAAAGGAAAUAAAAUGACAUCCAAAUCAAAGAAAAGGAAGACCUUCGUAGAUCCUUCUCCAGAUAGCCAUGACGUAAUGGAGAUAACACCCAACACCAUUCAGGGAAAGUCAGUGGACUCUGAACAAGCUGAUAAGGAAAACAAUUUGGAGAAUGAGAAAAUUGUCAAAAUUAAGCCAGACUUUUACACAAAGGUGUUUAAACCUUUAUCUCAAAUAUAUUCACCUAACAUACAAGAUUCUUCCUUUGACAGUGUUCAAGAAAGUUCAGUACCUUUGAGUAUUUCUUCUACUAAGAGUCUGAUAAUAAAAGAAAAUUUUGCCCUGGAGAAUUCACCAGUCUUUCAAGCAAGUGAAGAUGUGCAUGAGAAGAUGAAAGAGAUGAAAUUUAAAGUCAACCAGAGAACACAAAAGUCAGGAAUAGGUGAUAGACUGUUACAGGACUUGACAAAUACCAGUGUUCCAAAUAACACUGCUGAAUCUGAAAAUAAGUCAGAACAUCUAUCUUCAGAGCUGCCAAGUAGAAGAAGAAGGUGUGUUCCUCUCGAUUUAAAAGAGCCAAGUCUCAAAAGGAAGAUGAGAAGAUGAGAUGGAUUUAUGGAUUCUGGUUUUUCUGAAUUCUGGAAGCAUAAUGAGUGAAUACAGAAAUACAACUAGGAUCAAGAAGAUGAAACAAAUGCUUGAUGAAAAGUUUUUGGUUUUUUUGGCCUUUUCAUGAAGUGUUGAUUUAUUCAUUCUGAGAUUUAGAUAU